AGUAGAGCAUCAUUUUCUUAUCUCACGCGAGGACGACGCCAUCGAUUUUAAAACUGCUCCUCAAAGUUGGACUUCAUGUAGUGUACUCACGCAGAGGAAAAGUAUACCCAAUUCAGAGACUCCAGAGAAUCCCUAGCCGGCGAGAGGAAGCGACCGGCGGCGUGACGGAAAUGGCGCCGGCGCACGUUCUGGUGUUCCCGUGGCCGCUGCAGGGCCACAUCAACUCGAUGCUUCAUUUCGCCGCGGGGCUCCUCGACGCCGGUCUCCACGUCACAUUCGUUCACACGGAGCACAAUCUCCGCCGUGCUCACCACGCCGAGGCCGUCGCGACGCCACGCCUCCGCUUCGUGUCCUUGCCGGACGGCCUCCCCGUCGACCACCCCCGCUCCGUGGGCGACCUCAAGGAUGUCGCCAAGUCACUGAUGACGACGGGCCCUGCUGCGUACCGUGCGCUCCUCGCCUCGGCGCUGUCCCCCGCGGCCGACGGCGGGUUCCCAGCGCUGUCGUGCGUCGUGGCCGACGGUUUACUGCCGUUCGCCAUCGAUGUCGCGGAGGAGCUCGGCGUGCCGGCGCUCGCUUUCCGCACGGCGAGCGCGUGCAGCUUCUUGGCUUACCUCUCCGUGCCCAGGCUCGUGGAGCUCGGCGAGGUUCCCAUCCCUGUAGGCGCCGACCUCGAUGAGCCGGUCCGUAGCGUCCCGGGGAUGGAGGAUUUCCUGCGGCGACGAGAUCUUCCAAACUCUUGCCGCCGUCGGGCCAAGACCGACGACGUCGACCCUUUGCUGCAGAUUCUGGUGGGCUACACCGCUCACAGCUGCAAUGCUCGGGCGCUCAUAUUCAACACGGCGGCGUCACUGGAGCGGUCGGCGCUCGCGCACAUCGCGCUGCAUAUGCGCGACGUCUUCGCCAUAGGCCCUCUCCACGCCGUCUCGGCGGCGCCGGCGCCGGCCGCCAGUUUGUGGCGCGAGGACGACGGGUGUAUGGCGUGGCUGGACGGUCAGGCGGACCGGUCCGUGGUGUACGUGAGCUUGGGCAGCCUGGCCGUCAUUUCGCUCGAGCAGUUCACCGAGUUCCUGUCCGGGCUUGUCGGCUCCGGCUACGCGUUCCUGUGGGUGCUCCGGCCGGACAUGGUCGGGGCAAGCCAGAGCGCCGUCCUCCAGGAAGCCGUCGACGCGGCGGGGAACGGCAAGGCGCGUGUCGUGGACUGGGCGCCGCAGCGAGACGUGUUGAGACACCGCACCGUGGGCUGCUUCCUGACUCACGCCGGGUGGAACUCGACGCUGGAGGGGAUCACCGAGGGCGUACCGCUGGUGUGCUGGCCGUUCUUCGCGGACCAGCACAUCAACAGCCGGUUCGUCGGCGCAGUAUGGGGGACGGGGCUGGACAUGAAGGACGUGUGCGAGAGGGCCGUCGUGGAGGGGAUGGUGAGGCAGGCCAUGGAGUCCGGCCAGCUAAGGAUGUCGGCUCAAGUGCUGUCGCAGGAGGUGAGGCGGGACGUCGCGGAGGGAGGCUCGUCGGCGACGGAGUUCCAACGGCUUAUCAGCUUCAUCAAGGAGUUCGGCAAGAAUUAAGGAUUCAAGUACAAAUCUUCUGUAAAGUAUUCUUGAAACAAAUAACUUUGUUUCCAUAGCUUUACUUUGUGGUGUGUGAACAGAAGGUCCAUGUUAUAACAAUGGAAGAAAGAUUAGGCGCGCUUUGUUACACCACUUGUGUUAUUAUGAU
Molecule: messenger RNA, 1719 nt
Organism: Triticum dicoccoides
Lineage: Eukaryota; Viridiplantae; Streptophyta; Magnoliopsida; Poales; Poaceae
Product: myricetin 3-O-rhamnoside 1,2-glucosyltransferase UGT709G2-like
Exons: 1
Coding region: 171-1568 (465 amino acids)
Molecular function (GO): quercetin 3-O-glucosyltransferase activity; quercetin 7-O-glucosyltransferase activity
Source: RefSeq, a predicted model, not a curated record